Molecule: messenger RNA, 1299 nt
Organism: Acytostelium subglobosum LB1
Lineage: Eukaryota; Evosea; Eumycetozoa; Acytosteliales; Acytosteliaceae
Exons: 4
Biological process (GO): tRNA processing
Molecular function (GO): tRNA dihydrouridine synthase activity; flavin adenine dinucleotide binding
Source: RefSeq, a predicted model, not a curated record
AUGUUACUUAAGAGUACUAUUACAAAGGAUUUGAACAAUCGAUUGUUCUAUUGGACAUCAUCAACUGUGACUCAACAACUUCAAAAUGAUAAUGGUGCAUCAGCGGAUAAUACUACUACAUCGACGACUACAACGACAACUACGACAAACACACCAUCAUCAGAUGUGAUAACAACAAUAUAUAAUACAGCUAUACCAUUGAUAGCAACACCUACUACAAAGAUGGGUGGAUAUCAAUUCUUUAGAGAUGUGCUCAAGUCACCUAAACAUAUUGUGGCACCAAUGAUUGAUCACACCUUCUUGGCAUUCAGAAUGCUCUGUCGAAAGUACAAUGCAGACCUAGUCUACACACCAAUGUUUCACAGCAAGAACUAUGCCAAUGAUGCCACCUAUCGUCUUGAGAACUUUGAGAUCUGCAAAGAGGAUCGUCCAUUAGUAGUGCAGUUCUGUGGCAAUGAAGUGGAGCACAUUGUAAAGGCAGCAUUGAUGGUCGAGAGUCAAUGUGAUGCAGUUGAUAUCAACUUGGGAUGCCCUCAGAUUGUGGCGAAAAAGGGACAUUAUGGUGCAUUCUUGUUGGAGCAACCAGAGAUUGUAUUGCCAAUGGUCAGAGAACUACAUAAGAGAUUGAGUAUACCAGUGUUUUGUAAGAUACGUCUAUUGCCAAAUCUUGAAGAUACAAUCAAGUUGGCACUUCAAUUACAAGAGGCUGGAUGUCAAUUGCUCACCGUUCAUGGUCGCACCAAAGAGCAAAAGGGCAAACUAUCAGGUGUUGCCAAUUGGAAGGCAAUCAAAGCUGUUAAGGAUGCAUUAUCAAUUCCAGUGAUUGCCAAUGGAAGUGUUUUGGAAUAUGAUGAUAUUGAUGAAUGUUUGAAGGAGACUACUGCUGAUGGUGUGAUGUCUGCUGAGGGUAUAUUGGCGAAUCCAGCCAUGUUUUCUGGAAAGAACAUACCAGUCACACAGAUAUGUCACGACUUCCUUGACAUGUGCGAACAAUAUCCAACACAACAUUGGAUAAUCAGAUCUCAUUUCUUCAAGUUAUUACGCAAAGAUUGUGAGGUGUAUGAAGACCUUAGAUCAAAGUUGAACAAUGUAUUUACAGUGGCAGAGUUUAGAGGAGUGUUGGUAGAGCUUGAGCAAAGACAUCGCGAAGGUGUACCUGCAAUCAAACAGAUGACCAACAAGGAGAAGAGAGAACUAUUAGCAAAACAGAAACUUUUGGAACAAGAGGCAAUUGCUGCUGCUGCUGCGGCUGCCUCUGUAUCAUCCACCGACUCUUCGUCAACCAACACACAUCAGGCC